Aspergillus costaricaensis CBS 115574 is the source of this 2325-nucleotide messenger RNA. Its product is annotated as Zn(II)2Cys6 transcription factor. The record is from RefSeq and is a predicted model, not a curated record. The transcript has a single exon. Gene Ontology annotation, biological process: regulation of DNA-templated transcription; DNA-templated transcription. The coding region runs from base 258 to 2042 and encodes 594 amino acids. Lineage: Eukaryota; Fungi; Ascomycota; Eurotiomycetes; Eurotiales; Aspergillaceae. Gene Ontology annotation, molecular function: zinc ion binding; DNA binding; DNA-binding transcription factor activity, RNA polymerase II-specific.
CUUUUUUCUUGUGCUUCCAUAAAACCUUCCUUUCCGCCGUCACCCCCGCUUGUACCGAACUUCCGCUUGCCGUCUUUCUUUUCCUCUUCUCUCCUGCUGGGUUUCAACUUGUCUCUGGUCACUCUGAACCCCGCCGGAUUCUCCUUUUUCUCUUUUUCUUCUUCUUCUUCUUCUCUGCAUGGUGCUGGAAUUGCGCAAAUGAGACCACCAGCUUAUUAAUUCUCAGUAACCAUUCAGUGAUUGUUCCCGCCUUCAACAUGGAUCAAGGUCUCCAACAAAACCCGUUUAUCUCCGUCAAGGACUCCGGUUCUGCCAAAAACUCGGGCCCGUCGCUGCUUGCCUGUCUGCUGUGUCGACACAAGCACCUAAAAUGUGAUGGAAAGACUCCUGUCUGCGGUCGCUGUUCCGCCACAGGCUCUGAAUGUCAAUACACCCCGUCGCGUCGCGGGUACAAGGGCCCCUCGAAGAAGCGUCGAGCCAAUCCAUCCUCCCCCGACCAACUCCCCGCAGACAUGUCGACCUCCUUCGAGCCCCAAUACUUCAACGUGCCGUCCGACUGGACUCUGUCGAGUAACAUGCCCAUGUCGUAUGCGGUGGCAGCCGCCGCCACCACCCCCGUGCCGACUUCCCUGCCCUCCUCUUCCUUACCCUCCGGCAGUCCCGCUCUGACCGAUAACUCUGGCUCCUCGCACUCGCAGACGGUCGGCGUCACCAAUAGCCCCAUGACACCAGACUCGAUCUCUACCAUUGCAGGCGAUGGCUAUCUUAUCGACAUCUUCUACACCUAUUUCCAUCCUUCCCACCCGGUCUUGCCGCCCCACCGUGUCCUUUACCGCAACCACGUGCCUGCGUUUCUGGAGCAUGUCAUCAAGUUCAUUGGGACCCACUUCACUCCGGCCGCCAACAGUGAGACCUACCGGCCGACGGUCAUGUCGUCCGUGAUGGACCAGGAAGGGUCCAUCGAAAAAUUGCAGGCCCUGGUACUCCUCGCCAUUGUCUUGCAUUCCCGCAAUGAGCGGCAGAAGGCGGGCGAGUGCGUGACGACGGCUGUCAAUCUGGCCUUCGAGUUGGGAUUGAACAAAAGAGAUGCUGCGCCGCAGCUCAGCUAUGGCGACCCGGUGCGGGAAGAGAGCUUGAGGCGCACCUGGUGGGAGCUCUUCAUCAUUGAAGGCAUGCUCACUGCACUGGGUGUUCAGCCAGCUUUCCGGUGCAAUUCUGGGCCGCUCGAGGUACCAUUGCCCUGUGAAGAGCGAAUCUACCAAGAUGCUCUCCCACCUCCGCCUGCACCCACUAUUGCGCAAUUCGACGAGCAUGUCUUUGCAGAUGAGGAGCGAGAUUUCUCUUCCUUCACUUACCGAAUUGAGGCCGUUCGCAUCCUGGGACGCGUAGUGGCCAUCCAAGACAUGAUUGAAGGCCAGCAGGACCAUGUCGAGGCCAUUGACGCACGGAUUACCAGUUUCUUCCACCACCUUCCCGAGAAUAAGGCCGAACUGCUGCGCUCGGACGGGUCCGUCGACGAGAUGAUGUUCCAAGCAACAAUGAUCGUCAACGGCUCUGCGAUUUACCUCCAUUUCCCGCGAUCUGAUCUGCUGUCCUCCCCCGCGGUGGCAGCGGAGGUUAUUUGCGGCCAUCACGGGCCGCUGAGCAUCCCCGCCUUCUCGCAUCAUGCGCAUGCCAUGAAGGCGGUCAAGGCAGCCAGCGAGAUCUCCUCGCUGGCGUCUAUUCGCAUGCCAGUUGUGAAGCACACGCCCUUCUUCAUUUGUGCGCUGGUUCUCAGCUCCAUGGUGCAGUUGGCCGCGUGCUCCGUCAAGGCCGGGCAGAUGCCCGACCCCAGCCGUGAUCGGCUGACGCUUACCAUUGGCGUUUUCAAGACUCUAGGACGGACCUGGGCGAUUUCGCAAACGAUUAUGCAUCAGAUCAAGGCGGUCGCCCGUGAUGUGAUGGACCUUGGUCUUCGGCCUACCAUGCCUGAAAUUGAUCUGACCACGGUCCUCGACAACAGUCGGUUUUGGAUACCCGACCUCCUUCCAAUGGCCAGGUAAAGAGGCGGGGCUCUAUACUAUAUGCACAUGUAUUUUCGGGUUGCUUAUUGAUCGACCCUUGCACAAGCCCCUUCUACUUUCCUGUCGAUAUUUACCUACCAUGGCAAUGAUACCCCUCCCCGACUGAUAAUGAUUGCUUGUCCAAAAAGAAGACACUGAGAUGAUGCCAACGAGUUGAUUUCAUUGAUCCGCUGGGGAUCCCAUGCGCUUAGGGGGGUUAUUAUUUAUUUAUCUAUCUUUUCUUUAUCUAUGUUUGGAAAUAAAAAAUAAGCUAUAUUCUGCU